Plasmodium malariae is the source of this 1338-nucleotide messenger RNA. Its product is annotated as metallopeptidase, putative. The coding region runs from base 1 to 1338 and encodes 445 amino acids. NCBI's taxonomy places the organism in Eukaryota, Apicomplexa, Aconoidasida, Haemosporida, Plasmodiidae. The transcript has 4 exons. The record is from RefSeq and is a predicted model, not a curated record.
AUGAACUUAAAAAACUUAGAUGAUGUAAAAUAUAAAAUUCACAAAAUAAAAAUUUUAAAUGAAAAUGAUAAGAGGGCAAAAUCAAUCUUAAGCAAAGCUGCCGAGCAAGUGCUGCCCAUUAUGAGGAAAAGGCGUUUUUCGGUUGAAUUGCUUUCAGAAUUUUUACCCAAAAGUCCAAAUUUGUUAGGUCUAAAUAUUGUAUCCAAAUCCGAAAUUAAGAUUAGACUUCGAAAAAAAAGAGGAGGAGAAAUAUUUCAUUUUAAUGAUAUAGUUGGAACACUACUACACGAACUAGCACAUAUAGUGCACAGUCGUCAUGAUAAGUCUUUCUAUGAAUUACUGGAUAGCCUAAUUUUAGAGUAUAAUGAAUUAUAUGUAUAUAAUAAUAGAUCAAGUCAUGCCUGUGUAGGUAAAAAAAUAGGAAGUAGUAAAAAGAAUAUCUAUAAUACAAACCCUAAAUUAAUGGCAGCUGAAGCUGCAGAAAAAAGAUUAAUAAAUAAUUUUAUAAGUAAGGAUGGUCAAAUAGUAAAUUUAUCGCUUGAAAGUUGUUUAACACCAGAACAAUAUGAAUAUAUAUUUAAAAAUAGAAAAGAACAUGAUGAUAAAAUAUGUUCUUUAAAUCAAGAAGUAAUUAUAAUUGACCCAAUAACCAAUUCUUCUAAGAAUGUGGGGAGAGAAAAUGAAGAAAAUUCUUUGAACGUAAAAAAAAAAAAUAGUUUAACGAUGACAAUUUUGGAAAGUAAAGAAAUAAAUGAAGAUAUAAAUACGGGUAUAAAAGAAGAUAUAAGUAAAGGUAUAAAUAAAGACAUAAAUACGGGUAUAAAAGAAGAUAUAAGUAAAGGUAUAAAUAAAGACAUAAGUAUGGGUAUAAAUAAAGACAUAAGUACGGGUAUAAAUAAAGACAUAAGUACGGGUAUAAAUAAAGACAUUAGUAAGGAUAUAAAUGAAGACAUAAGUAAUGGUAUAAAUGAAGACAUAAAUACAGGCAUAAAUAAAAGUACACAUAAAAAUUUUGUUAAUUCAAAUAUAUAUUAUGUAAGGGACACAAAAUACCCACAUGUGCAAAUAGGUAGUGAGAGUUUUUUAAAUGUACAAGAUAAAAAUCAAAAAAUUGAAUAUGCUUCAAAAAAAGAAUGUAAUACAGACACAAAGGAUGUGAUCUUAUCAAACGAUAUGGUAACUAUCCCUGAAAUGAAUGGAGGUAAUAGCGUGCACAUUCUGAAAGUAAAAAGAGGUCGAAAUAAGGGAAAAAACACACAAAAAGGAAAUUAUUCUAUCAUUUCGGAUAAUUUGUACAAUGAUAAAAAUAAAAGGAGAAAAAUAAUAGUCUUGGAUUGA